Molecule: messenger RNA, 465 nt
Organism: Naegleria gruberi
Lineage: Eukaryota; Heterolobosea; Eutetramitea; Acrasida; Naegleriidae
Exons: 1
Coding region: 1-465 (154 amino acids)
Source: RefSeq, a predicted model, not a curated record
AUGAAUGAAAACCCUAACUUUAUUCUAAACCAAAGUUGGGAUUCUCUUAAUGUGCAAUACCUUAAAACUCGUCUUACUCCUAAAACUAAAUACUUUAUAUGGAGAAAUUCCAUCAAUGCCCAUAUCAAUUUUGGUAAGGGUAAAAGUUUCUGUUACGAUUGUGGUACAGAAUCUGAUUUAUUCCAUUACAUUCAUGAGUGCCCUGGCUUGGAUAGUGCCAGGUAUUUUUGUCAGUCAAAGAUAUCUGAUAUUCUUGAAGGGAGAGAGUGCUUACUUUCUCAUUUUCAAUUCAAACCAGAAAAGCAUCACCAUGCAUUACAUUUCCAUCAUAACGGAAUCACCUCUUUCGAAGAUGGAUACAUGCAAUUCCAUAAAGACAUCGCUAAGAAGUGGCCAGAGAUCCAAGGUGCCAUUUCUAACUUUGUCGGCCGUUCCUAUUCUAACUAUUAUAUUGACUCCAAAUAA